GGCGAGCGGCGGCAGGAGGCGGCGGCGCUGGGCGGCGCCGAGGCCCAGGGGCCGCCGGAGCCAGCGGGAGCCCGUGCCCAUCGUCUCCCCUCGCCCCCCACGCUGUCGCCGGCAUCGGUCCCAGCGGCGCGGAGAGAAAGGUCCCAAAGAUGGCAUAGUGAUGAAGGCACCUUCCAAUGAUCGGAACGUCUUUACCUGAGGGUGCCUUCCUGGGCCCGUGGCAUCGUGUUUAGCCAAAGGAACUUGUCUACCACUUUCCGGAAAACGUCUUUCUCUCCUAAUUCAUGAGCCAGCAGGAUGCGGUCGCUGCGCUUUCAGAACGCCUGCUCAUAGCUGCAUACAAAGGCCAGGCGGAGAAUGUGGUUCAGCUCAUCAACAAGGGUGCCAAGGUAGCGGUUACCAAGCAUGGCCGGACCCCCCUGCAUCUUGCUGCCAAUAAGGGCCAUCUUUCUGUGGUCCAGAUCUUGCUGAAGGCUGGCUGUGACCUCGAUGUCCAGGACGAUGGGGAUCAGACCGCCUUGCACCGGGCCACAGUGGUGGGGAACACCGAGGUCAUCGCGGCGCUCAUCCAGGAGGGCUGUGCGCUGGACCGACAGGACAAGGACGGGAACACGGCCCUGCACGAAGCGUCCUGGCACGGUUUCAGCCAGUCUGCCAAGCUGCUCGUUAAAGCAGGAGCCAACGUGCUUGCCAAGAACAAGGCGGGGAACACGGCUCUGCACCUGGCCUGCCAGAAUAGCCACGCCCAGAGCACACGCGUCCUCCUGCUGGGCGGCUCCCGCGCAGACCUCAAAAAUAACGCAGGCGACACCUGUUUGCACGUUGCUGCGCGCUAUAAUCACUUGUCCAUCAUUAAGCUCCUCCUCAGUGCUUUCUGUUCUGUCCAUGAAAAGAAUCAGGCUGGAGACACAGCACUUCACAUUGCUGCUGCCCUGAAUCACAAGAAGGUGGUUAAAAUCCUAUUGGAAGCCGGAGCAGAUGGGACCAUUGUCAAUAACGCAGGCCGGACUCCACUGGAGACUGCCCGCUACCACAAUAAUCCGGAAGUUGCUCUCCUCCUCACUAAAGCGCCCCAGGUCUUGCGCUUCAGUCGUGGGCGAAGCCUGAGGAAAAAGAGAGAGAGGCUCAAGGAAGAGAGGAGAGCUCAGUCUGUGCCGAGAGAUGAUGUGGCACAAAGCAAGGGAAGUGUCUCAGCAGGAGACACCCAUAGCAGUGAACAGGCUGUACCCAGAAAAGAAGAGUCCAGAGAAGAUUUCCUGUCCGCCUCCCCGGAGCCCAGAGCAAAGGACAACAGGCAGAAAAAGUCAAGGGCCAAGGCGUCAGCGUUUUCUGACCCCACCCCACCAGCAGACCAGCAGCCUGGACAGCAGAAGAGCUCACACACUCACAGUCACCCUAAAAAGAGGCCCAGGCAUCGCUGUUCGCCCCCAGCCGCCCCCCACGAGUUCAGAGCGUACCAGCUCUACACGCUGUACCGGGGCAAGGACGGCAAAGUGAUGCAGGCACCAAUAAAUGGCUGUCGAUGUGAACCCCUGAUUAACAAGCUGGAGAAUCAGUUGGAGGCAACGGUGGAGGAGAUCAAAGCAGAGCUGGUGUCGGUUCAGGAUAAGAUGAACACGAAGCUGGGGCACAUGGAGAAUAAGACCCAGCACCAAAUGCGGGUUCUGGACAAGCUGAUGGCUGAGCGACUCUCGGCAGAGAGGACGGAGUGCCUGAACCGCCUGCAGCAGCACUCGGACUCAGAGAAGCAUGAGGGAGAGAAACGGCAGAUGUCCUUGGUGGAUGAAUUAAAAACUUGGUGCAUGUUAAAGAUUCAGAAUCUGGAGCUGAAGCUUUCUGGAGAUUCUAGGGCCUCCAGGACUAAAUCCACACCAUCCACUUGCGAGUCCUACACAGGUGUAGAUCAGUCAGUGGUGACCGCAGGUCCAGCAGCAGCCUCUGACAGCCCCCCUCAGGUGGUCAGGCCCAAGGAAAAGGCCCUCAGCUCCACAGCCGCCCACAGACUCCAGCAGGAGCUGUCUUCUUUGGACUGUACGGGCUCCCGACUGAGGAAUGUCAAGGUCCAGACAGCCUCGUUACCCUCGAAAGAGGCAGCCAAAUGCGACCCGCAGGCUGGGCCCUGUGUUGACAGAGGCACCCAAACCAAGAAGUCUGGGAAGAGUGGGCAGACGAGGCACCGCGGGCAGCCGCCACCAGCAGCAGGGGGCGAGCAGACUGCCCCUCACACUCGAGACACCUCCCAAGCGCUGGAGCUCACCCAGUAUUUCUUUGAGGCUGUUUCCACCCAGAUGGAAAAGUGGUAUGAAAGGAAGAUUGAAGAAGCACGAAGCCAAGCCAGUCAGAAAGCCCAGCAAGACAAGGCCACGCUGGAGGAACACAUUAAAAGUUUAGAGGAGGAACUUGCUAAACUAAGGACUAAGGUACAGAAGGAAAACUAGGGCCUGGGAAGUGGG
Molecule: messenger RNA, 2453 nt
Organism: Physeter macrocephalus (sperm whale)
Lineage: Eukaryota; Metazoa; Chordata; Mammalia; Artiodactyla; Physeteridae
Gene: ANKRD6
Product: ankyrin repeat domain 6
Exons: 16
Coding region: 285-2438 (717 amino acids)
Biological process (GO): positive regulation of JNK cascade; negative regulation of canonical Wnt signaling pathway
Cellular component (GO): cytoplasm; nucleus
Molecular function (GO): protein binding
Source: RefSeq, a predicted model, not a curated record